CGAUCCUUUCCCCUGCCCUCUAUCUGUGUGAUAUCAUUCUGCAACCAUGGCUGCCGGUCUACAUUUCGACACGGACUACGAUCUUGCGGCUUUCAUCGUGCGCUUCCUCGUGCUGCCGGCGCUGGUCGCCUGCGCCGCGGCCUCCACCUGUUUCCUUCGCAACUGGAAGGGCCUCAGUCGCAACCUGACAAUCACUUACCAUGUCGCCGUUGCGACCUUUUUGAUUUCUCAGAUCUUCUGGAUCGUGUACGAUGCUCUCUACGCAUCGAAACUCGACACCUACAGCGAGAGAAACUUCGUCUCCGACUGGCGACCACUAUACAUCUUCGACGUCGUCUGCGCCGCCAUCGAUGACAUCGCCCGAGUCGCGGCCUUCGCCGCCGUCGCAUACUUUGCAUUCACCUUCGCUUCCAUUUCCGGACGACCGCGAGUGGUCAAGAUCUUCGCCAGCCUCGCUGUCGUCGUCUUGUCUGCCCUCCUCAUCGCGAAUAUUGGCAUCCGUGCACACACCGUCGACGUCGAGAUGACCGAGCAGGUCGCUGUCUAUGAUUCCGACGUCUCCUACUACAGGGACGACCCGUUCGCUGCAACACAUUCCUGGAGAGCGCGCCAGCGUGCUGUCGAGGUGGCUUUCCACGCCUUCUACAUCCUCGCCGUACUGGUCGUCGGCGUGAUCUCUUUGUCAACACGCAAUUGGCCCCUGCGCAGCGCCCAACUCCUCCUCCUACUGAUCGCCGUCCUCGACCUGGUCUUCUCCGCCUGGUCAAUGAGCGUCAAUGCCUUCUAUGACCAGAACUUCGAUUACUUCGCCGAAGUGCAGUAUAAUUGGAUCGAGACGAUUAUGGUGAUCAUUUUGCAAACAUGUGUUUAUGUUGCUCUCCUGUUUGCGCCCUCGCGGCCAUUGAAGCAAUGAUCGUUCGUUGACACGCAUGCUGUGGCUGGCCCAAGUGGGAUCUGUUGUGUACUUAACUGUCUUUGUAUGUAAUGUUUAUGAUGUGCAGCAGUCGAUUCAAUCGGACAAGGCACUUCGAUGGCUUAAUGAGAACGA
Dissoconium aciculare CBS 342.82 is the source of this 1048-nucleotide messenger RNA. RefSeq lists its product as uncharacterized. The record is from RefSeq and is a predicted model, not a curated record. The coding region runs from base 47 to 913 and encodes 288 amino acids. The transcript has 4 exons. Lineage: Eukaryota; Fungi; Ascomycota; Dothideomycetes; Mycosphaerellales; Dissoconiaceae.